This is a messenger RNA of Penaeus indicus, 1218 nucleotides long. RefSeq names its product lachesin-like. Lineage: Eukaryota; Metazoa; Arthropoda; Malacostraca; Decapoda; Penaeidae. The record is from RefSeq and is a predicted model, not a curated record. The transcript has 5 exons. Gene Ontology annotation, biological process: synapse organization. The coding region runs from base 607 to 1218 and encodes 203 amino acids. Gene Ontology annotation, cellular component: neuron projection membrane.
CGUUGUGAGGAAGGGCUUGUGCUGCGUGUCCUCCUCGCACUCGCUUCAGGAUCCACCGUUUUCGUUCAUGCGAUUGCAAAUGUGAUUCUUAUCAGUGAAAGUGAUAAUCGAUCUUAUCAUGACGAGAUGCCAUGCUUGGAGAACCUGCAUGAAAAGUUAUUUUUAAUCAUUCAAGGAAGAAAUUAAUGACAACUUGAAACAGUUCACGUUACUUUUGAGCGUCACUUGAACCCUAAAGACUAUAAACGAACUUGAGGGUUAAAAAAAAUAAUUAAAAAUUGGCCCAGAGAUAUUACUGGCGCACAGAUUACUGAUCUAAGACCUCGAUACGGAUAAGACAAGACCCUAAGAAUUUACCCACCCACUUUAUUUCCCCUAUUCGUAAAUUUUCUUAAUGACCUGUAAAAAAGAAAGUAUAUAAUAACCCCUACUCACAUCGAUUCUUCUACCCCCCCCCCCCCCCCCCCCCCCCCCCUUAACCCAAACCUCACCCACCGCGAGAAUAUCGUGAAACUUGGAGACCUAAAAAAAAGAGAAAAACAACAACAAAAAAAGGGGAGAAAAAGGUAAAAGUAAAGAAAAUAAAAAGCCAGAUUCUCCGUCACCAUGGUCGUCCCCUGCAGUAAGAAGACGCCGGUGCUCUUCUGCCUUCUUCUCGUGUUGGAAGUGUGCAGCGCCACAGCCUACGACCCCGAGGCCAGCAUAACGGGGUUGUACACGGGCCCAUAUUUUGACCCCCUCGCCCCCCGUAAUCUCACAGCCCACCUUGGGGAUGAGGCCACGCUGCCCUGCACAGUGCGACAGCUGGGAGACAAGUCGGUAUCCUGGGUACGGAUGAGAGACGCAGACAUUCUGACGGUAGAUCGGUACACCUUCGUGGGAGACGAGAGGUUCGAGUCCCACUACUCGGCCGAGCUGGAGACCUGGAACCUGGUGAUCAAGUAUGUGCAAGAGAGGGACGCCGGACAGUACGAGUGCCAAGUGUCGACGGAGCCCAAGAUGAGCCAGCUCUUUAACCUCCGGGUUGUCAUUCCCAAAGUGACGAUUGUACCUCCUGGCGACCGUUUUGUGAAAGCCGGAAGUACGGUUCGCGUGGACUGCCAGAUCACAGACGUCGUACAGCUUCCUGACUACAUAUUCUGGUACCUUGAAGAUCGUCGAGUUAUGGACCAUCAGGACCCGAACUUGCUGGUGAGUGUUGGCGAGUUCGAACUGUGA